GAUUCAUAAAUAAGAGAAUAGUAAUUAAUUAAAUUUUUUAUUUGAAAUUUUGUGAGAAGGAAAAAGAAGAUACUACGGCAGCCAUGGAUACCGGUGCUGCUCCGCCUCGGGAUAACACCAACAUUAUCCACAGCCUCCAGUGCUUCACUGCUGAUGAAAUCGCAAAGUAUAAUAAGUAUGAAGCAGAUUAUGCUAGUUACCUGAGGGCGAAAUACUUCUCUGACAAGGAUGUCUACGGAGGUGACAUAUAUGACCUUACAGUCGAAGUAGGCAAUGAAACCAUAAAAGCUAGCAGGUGGUCUCCGACUCGAUCAUUUGCAGAACCUGCGCAGAGUGUUGUAGACCCUUGCCAUGUUUUGGCUUCUGAAGUAGAACUACCCGCUCCAGGGGCUGAACCUUCUCCAAACAUUGCAAAUGGCAGUAUAACUCCAGUUAAGAAGAGCAGCCGAUGAUAUUUGUUUUUACUUUUUAGCAAAUCUACAGCAUUUGAAUUUGAGAAAUGCUGAAAAAAUAAUCAUAAUAUGGUGAAUAGUGCAUAAAACUUGGCUUCUUUUUUUUCUUUUAAAAAAAAUUAUUUAGUAGAAAAAUACUUCCCAAAACUAGACUCCUUACUGUUCCUUGCAAUGCCAAAAUAGCCUAUACUUUGCCAAAACUACAAAAAAAAUUAAGAAGUCAUUGUUAUAUGCACUAUUAACAUAUAAUUGUUAUUUUUAUACAAUCCCUCAAUUUGGAUUAAUUUAAUAUAUAUUCAUGUUAAAACGUUUAGGGUGAUUGACCAAUUAAAAAAAUUUAGGGAAAAAAUUGAGUUGGCAAUUGACAAGACCUAUUAUG
Molecule: messenger RNA, 831 nt
Organism: Chenopodium quinoa (quinoa)
Lineage: Eukaryota; Viridiplantae; Streptophyta; Magnoliopsida; Caryophyllales; Amaranthaceae
Exons: 4
Coding region: 84-452 (122 amino acids)
Source: RefSeq, a predicted model, not a curated record